Molecule: messenger RNA, 726 nt
Organism: Phascolarctos cinereus (koala)
Lineage: Eukaryota; Metazoa; Chordata; Mammalia; Diprotodontia; Phascolarctidae
Product: protein-lysine methyltransferase METTL21E-like
Source: RefSeq, a predicted model, not a curated record
AUGAACAUGUACCAGUCAGAAGCUGGAGGUUCUCAAGGAGAAAAUGGAGAAAAUGAAGACAAAGAGGUGGUCUCAGAGAUCAUGGCAAGAUGUUUUUUUCCAUCUCUGAUAACAACCACUUCCUGGGAAGGUUUUCAUUUUGCUGGACAUGAGAUAAGAAUUACAGAAGCCACUGAUUGCUAUGGUGCUGUUGUCUGGCCAUCGGCUCUUGUUCUCUGUCACUUUCUGGAAACAAAUUCAAAGCAGUAUAAUCUGGCUGACAAAAAUGUAAUUGAAAUUGGGGCUGGGACAGGACUAGUCUCAAUAGUGGCAAGUUUACUUGGUGCUCGAGUGAUUGCCACAGACCUGCCCAAUUUACUUGGAAACCUUCAGUAUAAUGUUUCCCGAAACACCAAAAUGAAAUGCAAGCAUCAGCCUCAGGUGAAGGAGUUAUCUUGGGGGAUAGCCUUAGAGAAGAAUUUCCCCAGGUCUUCAAACCAUUUUGACUAUGUCCUAGCCACAGAUGUUGUGUAUGCCCACCCCUUCCUGGAUGAGCUUCUUACCACUUUUGACCACCUGUGUCAAGACACUACCAUUAUCCUCUGGGUCAUGAAAUUUAGGUUAAAUAAGGAAAAUAAAUUUGUGGAUAGGUUUCAGGAGUUGUUUGACCUGGAGGAAAUUUCUAAUUUCCCUAGUUUGAACAUCAAGUUGUAUAAAGCUAUGAAGAAAAAUAGUAGGGGAGCAUGA